AUGAAUUCAUAUAUAUUUAAUAAUUUGAUCAACUUCUCAGGAAAAAAUGGUUCUAUAGCUGAAAAAUUGGAGAUAAUGAAAAUAGCUAUAGGUGCUUGUGGAGGAAUCACUACAUCACAGCUGGUACAACUGAUGCAAUUUCUUCCCUCCGAUGAUGAUAAACUUGAACUGGCAAAAACGGCGUAUGGUUAUGUACGUGAUCCAGAUUCUUAUUAUACGAAUGUUGGUGAAGCAUUUUCGUAUGAUGAUACUCAAGCGCAAUUACAUGCAUAUAUUCAUCGUUAUUGA
This is a messenger RNA of Adineta steineri, 288 nucleotides long. NCBI's taxonomy places the organism in Eukaryota, Metazoa, Rotifera, Eurotatoria, Adinetida, Adinetidae. The record is from the annotation of a GenBank genome assembly.